GCAGCAUCGACGUAUCCGUUCCUGAUGCCACGGCAUUGCCAGAGGUCGUUUAUCUCAUUGGACCACCUGAGGAGCAAGUGCAGAAUCUUCUUCCUUCUAGCCGCCAUAUCACAGAGCAUGUGUACGCAGUUGCGACUGGUAGUGGAGUCUCGCCUAUCCUUGCCAUGGCCAAAGAACAAAACUACACGGAUAAAAAGAAACUCGAAUUUCUUUUCCUUGCUCAUCGUGACGCGAGCACAUCCCUCGGGGAGGCAGAGUUGGAGCUGUUGAAGAGGAAAUUUCAUAUCUUCAUUCUGAGUAACAGCAUUGAUUCGGAAUCCACGUCGUCCACCAGGAUGGGAACAAGGGUUCAAGGUCAGGGAGAAGGAGGCCGUCUGCGUACGUUGCAAGUGUGGGUGAACGGCAAGAAUCUUGCUCAUUUUCUGGUUCGACGUGCUACUAACCUGUCCGACCUCUUGCGUCCUCU
Amoebophrya sp. A25 is the source of this 466-nucleotide messenger RNA. The record is from the annotation of a GenBank genome assembly. NCBI's taxonomy places the organism in Eukaryota, Dinophyceae, Syndiniales, Amoebophryaceae.